This is a messenger RNA of Mercurialis annua (annual mercury), 900 nucleotides long. RefSeq lists its product as uncharacterized. The coding region runs from base 151 to 900 and encodes 249 amino acids. The record is from RefSeq and is a predicted model, not a curated record. The transcript has 4 exons. NCBI's taxonomy places the organism in Eukaryota, Viridiplantae, Streptophyta, Magnoliopsida, Malpighiales, Euphorbiaceae.
GAUUGCUAUUCGCCGCCCCUUUUUACUUAGCACCGCACAGGCACAUUACAUAUUUGCCCUUUUCACAUUUUCAAUAGAAAACCAAUUCAUAAAAAAAAAACUAAAUCCUCUCAACUCAUUCAACUUUUCACAAAUUCAUAUUUUACGAAAAUGUCGGAUUUGGAACGAGAUAGAAAUCGACAACCUCCGGGCAGAAAGCGUAUGGGGAAGACGUUUUUGGCCCCAGAAUUAGGGGGAUCGGGAGCCCGUCACGUUACGACGCGUAAAGUUUCUGCCUCGGCUCGACGGAAGAAACAAGCGCAUACUUCUCCCGAUGAGGUCCGCAUUUCUGUUGAGGAUCUUAGAGAGUCUGAUGAUUUUGUGAGCUCAGAGGACGAGCCAGAGGACGAGCCAGAGGACGAGCCAAGUGAAAAAAUUUACAUUUCUAAACGGAAAAAGGGUGCAGGUGGUCGGUUCGUUGGCGACUCGUCAUCAGGGUCGAACAGACGACCUGAAGAGGUUGACGUGUGGACCGUUACUGGUCCAGUACCUGGUGGACCCGAGGAUGACACUGUUAUUCCUAGUUUUCUCGGGCAUGUCGCUUCUCGGCUAUGGGAUGGGGCGGACAGAGGCGUGCUGAAGUGUCAGACUAGACAUGGAGCUCUGAAGAAGCUGAGACAGUGGUAUGAGACGGCCUCAGAGGAGGUUAAGGUGCUGAUAGACGGGACUGAGAUAUCACAUCUCCCGUUUAUCAUGUUUGAUCAUCUGGAUAUCCCGCUCCUUUCUGCAUUUGUGGAGCGAUGGCAGCCAGAUACAAACUCUUUUCACAUGCCAUUCGGGGAGAUGACCAUCACAUUACAUGACGUGUGGCAUAUUCUUCGGAUUCCAGUUGCUGGGGCUAUGAUUUCAGGACUUCCCUGA